UUGACAAGAAUCCAACAUUAUCAUCAUUCUUUUUUUUACUCCCUCAAGAGAACUUUUGUCACUGCUCCUUUCUCAUUUCUCAUAUCAUCAUCUAAAGUAAAAUAAAAAGGACUAUCUGAAUGGUUUUUGCAGUUAGUUUCUCUCAAAACCUUAUUUUCUUCAAGUCACAUACAUCCAAUGUUCAUGGCACAACUUUAGAGGUCAAGUGUUGCUCACAGUCCCAAAGCAAAACAACUAAGUCAAAUAUUGAAACAAAGAAACGGUGUUUGAGAUGCAACAUCCUUUAUUCAAAUCAACAUAAUUCUCCAGUUUCUUGCUCUUUCCAUGGUCAUACAAAUGGAGAUAGAGGUUUAUUUUCAUUUUCUCCACCUCACCAAGGAAUUGAUGGAGAAUGGAGUGAUAAAUCAGGAGUAACUGUAUACAAAUGGAAUGAGAAUAAUAAUAGGCCAAAUACUGGGCGUGCAAAUUGGAGAAAAAGAUGGAGUUGUUGUGCUGAAUAUGAUGAGAAUGCUCCUCCUUGUAGAAAGGGUUGGCAUGUUUCUUAUGAUGAUGGUUACACUAUGUAUUAACUUAGGAUUUUACUUUCAUUUGAUUCUUUUAUAUCUAUGUUUUGUUUAGAGAUAUGGUCAAUCAAUAAGAUGGGCAAUUGUUUAU
This is a messenger RNA of Trifolium pratense (red clover), 654 nucleotides long. RefSeq lists its product as uncharacterized. NCBI's taxonomy places the organism in Eukaryota, Viridiplantae, Streptophyta, Magnoliopsida, Fabales, Fabaceae. The transcript has 2 exons. The record is from RefSeq and is a predicted model, not a curated record. Bases 120 to 569 code for a protein of 149 amino acids.